This is a messenger RNA of Periconia digitata, 1929 nucleotides long. The record is from the annotation of a GenBank genome assembly. Lineage: Eukaryota; Fungi; Ascomycota; Dothideomycetes; Pleosporales; Periconiaceae.
GAACAGCACACCACCCCCAAGCUUCCUUCUCACCCGAGCUCCCUCCUCCUCUCCCUGCUUCUUCCUUCCCCACCAUCAUCUUCUUCGAGCAAUAAGACAUUGACCAUGGCAGCUUCACGCCAUCUAUCCACUGACCCUCGCAAUGAACUUCGUCCAUAUACAGAGCACUACAUCGGUAUCGAUGUUGGUACCGGUAGUGCGCGAGCGUGCAUAAUGAAUGACCAGGGCGACAUCGUUGGCCUUGCGUCGGAAAACAUUGGCCUCUGGCAACCACAGACUGGCUACUAUGAACAAUCCACUUCAGACAUAUGGCGCUGCAUAUGCUCUUCCGUUCGUCGAGCAAUUGACCAACACAACAUUGACCGAACCACCAUCCGGGGAAUCGGUUUUGACGCGACCUGCUCGCUCGCCGUCUUCUCUCAUGACACCGACGAGCCCGUCAGUGUAACGGGUCCCGAUUUUGACAACAAAGAUGGCAACGACCGCAAUGUAAUUCUGUGGCUCGACCACCGUCCCGAGGAAGAGACACGCAAGAUCAACGCCACCAAUCACAACCUGCUCCGCUAUGUUGGAGGCAAGAUGUCCAUCGAGAUGGAGAUUCCAAAGGUGUUGUGGUUGAAGAACAAUAUGCCCAAGGAGCUAUUCGAUCGAUGCAAGUUCUACGACCUGACGGAUGCCCUCACCCACAUUGCUACCGGAAGCGAGACUAGGAGUUUCUGCAGUGUGGUAUGCAAGCAAGGCUUCGUGCCAGUCGGGGUCGAUGGGAGCGUGAAAGGGUGGCAAGAGGACUUUCUCACAGAUAUCGGUCUGAGCGACCUGGCCGAAGAUAACUUCAAGCGGAUGGGUGGCGUCGACAAUGUGAACGGCCGCUACCUGACAGCUGGCGAGCUUGUCGGUCAUUUGAGCGAUAAAGCGGCUUCGGAUAUGGGUCUCCAGCCCGGGAUCGCAGUCGGAAGCGGUGUCAUUGAUGCUUAUGCUGGCUGGAUCGGGACGGUUGGGGCCAAAGUCAAACUUGACGAUGACAGGCUUGAUAUGGAAGCGCCCAAGAACGAUGUCUCACAAGCCUUCACUCGGCUCGCUGCGGUCGCUGGAACGUCCACUUGCCACCUCGCCAUGUCCCGCGAUCCAGUCUUCGUGAACGGUGUCUGGGGUCCUUAUCGAGACGUUUUGCUGCCAGACUACUGGAUGGCCGAGGGAGGCCAAAGUGCAACUGGGGAGUUGCUGAAGCAUGUGAUCGAAACACAUCCAGCAUUCCAGGAGGCACACUCGGUGGCCGAAACUUACAAUACUAACAUCUAUGACUUCUUGAACGAGCAUCUCAAAGACAUGGCAGAGAAGGCGAACGCACCACAUGUUGCUUGGCUCGGCCGCCAUUUCUUCCUAUACGGCGACCUGUUUGGCAACCGAUCUCCUGUCGCAGAUCCAGACAUGAAGGGCUCUGUAAUUGGUCUGAGUUCUGACAAAAGCCUGGAUGGUCUUGCCUUGUACUACUAUGCCACCAUGGAGUUUAUCGCCCUGCAAACCCACCAGAUCGUAACUGCGAUGAACGAGUCGGGACACGUCAUCUCGUCCAUCUUCAUGUCAGGCUCUCAGUGUCAGAACGAUAUUCUCAUGCAGCUGAUUGCUUCUGCGUGCGAUAUGCCCGUACUCAUUCCUCGUUACGUCCAUGCUGCUGUUGUCCACGGUGCAGCCAUGCUGGGUGCAAAGGCCGCCAGUACAGACAAAGAAGGCAACAGUGAGCCACUGUGGAACAUUAUGGAUAGGUACAGCAAGGCGGGCAAAAUGGUGAAGCCAGUGGCGGAUCCAGCUAUGAAGAAGCUUUUGGAAGCCAAAUUCAAGGUCUUCCUGGAACAGUGCGAGAGUCAACAGAGGUACCGUAAAGAGGUAGAUGCGGCCGUCGCAGGAUGGACAAAAAGCGACACAGCUUGA